Molecule: messenger RNA, 437 nt
Organism: Maniola jurtina (meadow brown)
Lineage: Eukaryota; Metazoa; Arthropoda; Insecta; Lepidoptera; Nymphalidae
Product: U-scoloptoxin(01)-Cw1a-like
Exons: 4
Coding region: 1-336 (111 amino acids)
Cellular component (GO): extracellular region
Molecular function (GO): chitin binding
Source: RefSeq, a predicted model, not a curated record
AUGUUGAAAAGCAUAGCAGCGUUUUUAAUUGCGUUAGCAGCAGUACUAUGCCAACACCCGAAGGAUUUCGAAUACUACCACAUCUUACAUCUCCCGCAUGACCCACCCCUAUACCCCGUCUACGAAAGGGCACCCCCUACAAGCUUCAGCUGCCAAGGCAGAAGUAGAGGGUACUACGCCGAUGUUGACAGCGGGUGUCAGGCAUAUCAUUUCUGCUGGCGUCAGCACUUGGUGAGCACGGAUCUUUGCACCAAUGGGACGCUUUUCAACGAACAAUUUCAGGUAUGCGACCAUUUCUACAACGUACGCUGCGGAUCUCCUUACAAAGACUUGUAAUUAAUUAAUUAUAAUUAUGUACCUAUACUUUAGUUCUCCUUAGCUGACUUACGAGGGGUCUCUCCGUCACUCGCUCCAUACAAACGUAGUUCCAAUUUCAU